Molecule: messenger RNA, 1122 nt
Organism: Carica papaya (papaya)
Lineage: Eukaryota; Viridiplantae; Streptophyta; Magnoliopsida; Brassicales; Caricaceae
Product: MAEBL domain protein
Source: RefSeq, a predicted model, not a curated record
CCCGUCAUUUCCGUAGCCGGUGGAUCGAUCCGAAGUUGUCUCUCUUAAAGUUCCUGUAUUGGCAGAAAAAGGAAAAGAAAGAAACAGAGAACAAGCACAGGAACGAAGAUCGCUCGUUCUGUCCUUCGAGUAAAUUAAGGAAAUCUGAGCUUCAAAUUCCAAUUUCCAAUUUUAGUGGAAGAUCUGGGAAAUGGAAAACAGAUCUGAAUCCCUUGCUCACGAAGAAAAAAAGGUCAAGAAGGAAGAAAUGCAUUUGAAAAUCAAGACUGAAGAUGUAAAAUCAGAUGACGAAAAGGAAGAAAAAACUAAAGUGGAGAUGGAGGUGAAGACCAAAACAGUCGAGAAGGAAAAGCCAAAACAUAAAGAGGAGAAGGCAGAACACAAAGAGAAGGAUGAAGGUAGCUCAAAGAAAAAAGAUAAAGAGAAAAAGGACAAAGAGCUGAAGGAGAAGGUGAAGGACAAAGAGAAGAAGAAGAAGGAGGAAGGAGAUGAAGCGCAUAAGAAGAAAGACAAGGAUGAGGAUAAAAAGAAGAAAAAGGAAAAAGAUAGUGAGGAUGCUGUUGGGGAAGCAGUGGGAGAGGAUAACAAAACUGGAGAGAUUGAGAAGAAGGGAGGGAAAAGCAAAGAGAACAAAGAUAAGAAAGAUAAGGAAAAAGGGCAUAAGAAGAGCAAAGAUGAUGAGGAAUUUGGGGAUAAAUAUCAUAAUGAAAAGGGAGAGGAGGAAACUAAGAAGAAGAAAGGUAAGAAGGAAAAGGAGGAGGAGAGGACCAAAGAAUCGGAAGAGGAGAAAGAAGAGACAGUGGAAGGGGCUUCAGAGAAGGAGAAACAGAAGGAAAUCAAGCUUGAAGAGGAGAAGAAGAAGAAACAUUCAGAUGGAGAGUCUAAGGAGAAGGAAGAGGUGAAGAAGAAAGAUAAAAAGGAGAAGAAAGAUGAAAAGAAGGUCAAAGACAAGGAGGAGAAGAUAAAGGAUAAAAACAAAGAGGGAGCAGACAAAGUGAAAGACAGGGGAAUAGAAGAUGAGGAUGAAGAGAGAAAAAGAAGAAGAAGUAGACAAGGAGAAGAAGAGAAAAGAAAAGGAUGAAGCUGAUAAGAAGAAGUUGAUGAAGAUGAGUGAAAGAUGAC